Messenger RNA from Entamoeba dispar SAW760, 516 nucleotides. RefSeq lists its product as uncharacterized. Gene Ontology annotation, molecular function: dCTP deaminase activity. NCBI's taxonomy places the organism in Eukaryota, Evosea, Mastigamoebida, Endamoebidae. The transcript is spliced from 2 exons. Bases 1 to 516 code for a protein of 171 amino acids. Gene Ontology annotation, biological process: dUTP biosynthetic process. The record is from RefSeq and is a predicted model, not a curated record.
AUGUCAGUAUUAAGUCAUGAUGCUAUCAUAAAAGCUUUUCAAACAAAAGAGAUUGUUAUCACCCCAUUAAAUGAAAAUGCUGUUGGACCAGCAAGUGUUGAUUUAAGUCUUGACAAUGAAUUUAGAAUAUUUAAAAAUACAGAUUCUCCAUUGGACAUUAAAGAGUCUACUAAUUAUAGAGAGGAAACAGACGUUGUUACAAUUAAAGAUGGAGAGUAUUUUGAAGUGCAACCACACACCACUUGUCUUGGUAUUACAAGAGAGACAGUUACAUUGAGUAAUGGAAUUUGUGGAUUAUUAGAAGGAAGAUCAAGAUUUGCUCGAUUAGGACUUUUUGUUCAUAUCACUGCAUCAUUUAUGAACCCAGGAAUUUCAAAUAGACAAGUUUUAGAAAUAUAUAAUUCAUCAAAUAGAGUAAUCCGUUUGUAUCCAGGAGAGAGAGUAUGUCAAAUGAUAUUUAUGAGAAUGGAUGGAACUGCCCAAUAUAAAGGUAUCUUUGAACAUAAUUAUUUAUAA